Molecule: messenger RNA, 1160 nt
Organism: Fusarium vanettenii 77-13-4
Lineage: Eukaryota; Fungi; Ascomycota; Sordariomycetes; Hypocreales; Nectriaceae
Exons: 1
Coding region: 87-1160 (357 amino acids)
Source: RefSeq, a predicted model, not a curated record
AAGCAUUCUUGGAACGAUCAACAACUUCUCAACGUCUUUGCCAAACAACCUUCGCUACUCUAACUUGAUAACCUCCUCCUCCAACAAUGAAGACCACACCUCUUGUUCUCCUCUCUCUUGGGGUUCUUUCCAGCGCCGGGCCUGUCCCCGAGGGCAUUCAUCCUGUCCGUGAGGUAGCAGCAGUCGACACUCAUGGUCUCGCCCGUGCCAAUGGUCAUGACUCGGCAAGCUCCCAUCGCAAGGGUAAAUCCCUGGGUGCUCGGAACCGCCGUACCAGACGCGGCCAGCGUCAGUUUCGCCGCGAUGAUAACUGGACUGACGAUGACGAUGCCACCGACGAUGAGCAGCCUACCCCUGUUCCGGCUCCAGCUCCGGCUCCGGCUCCGACUCUGAGCCAUCCCCACGAAGAGCAGCACUGGACCGACGACGAUGGCCAUUACACCAGCUGUGACGAGUUCCCGGACAAUGAGAAAUGCUCUAGGCUUCCUCGUGCCCACACUACUCAGACCCCAGCGUCGGUUGCUACGACGAGCGUGAAUACUUCUCAGCCGACUACAAAGCCUCUUGGUCAUGGAGACGACACUGACAAUCCUGACUGGAAGACCGACUGUGACUCGGACUGGACUGAUGACGGGGAGCAUGAGCGAUGCAAGAGCAAGACAAAGAUCGCUCCCACUACUACUGCUGUGAAGAAGACCCCUUCUUCUACUGCUGUCCACGUCACGACUGCUCGAUCUCCCGAUGACGACACCGAUAAUCCAGAUUAUCUGACCGACUGCGACUCGGACUGGACCGACGAUGGCGAGCACGAGCGCUGCAGGGCCAGAAACAAGACCCUGGGCGCCAACCCAACCAAGGUCUUGACUAGAGUACAGGCCCCAGGUACCACGGUUUCUGCGGCUGCAAGUCUUCCAACUGAAGAUACCGACACUGAUAACCCGGAUUAUCUCACCGACUGCGAUUCGGACUGGACCGAUGACGGAGAGCGGGAGCGCUGCAGAACCAGAGUUGUGUCAGUUACCCCUACUGCCACUGGCUCUCCUACUGCCCCCGACAAUGAGCCUGUAGAGAUCACCAAUGGGGCAGCCGGCCAUCCUGAGGGCGCCAAGCAUGCUGUUGCCAUGGCUGGCCUCGUUGCUGCCGUUGCUUUUGUUCUGUGA